Prunus armeniaca (apricot) is the source of this 438-nucleotide messenger RNA. Lineage: Eukaryota; Viridiplantae; Streptophyta; Magnoliopsida; Rosales; Rosaceae. The record is from the annotation of a GenBank genome assembly.
AUGGCCUUCAACCAUUCAGCCCAACAAUUAAUAUCCAAAAUAAUACUAACAAAGGUUGCUGAAGAGACGCAGAGGAAGAGGAAAGCUCCUGAGGAGGUGGGCAAUGGCGAAAAUAGUGGGAGUGUUGGCCAUGGUAUUGAUGGCAUAAAUCCCCAAAACUCUCGUAGCAAUUUCGGCGUCUUGGUCGAAGAACCGUUGCUGGCUUGGGUGGAGGGUGGGGAGGAGCUGGGGUUUUGGGUUCAUAGGGCCUGGGAUGGAGGGUGGUUGUUGGAUGGGUUUGGGUGGAGAGUGGUUGUGGGAUGGGUUUGGGGGUUGGAGCUUGAGGGUGGUGGCCAUGGGGGAAUGGAGAGAGAGAGAGAGAGAGAGAGAGAGAGGGUGGUUGUUGGAUGGGUUUGGGUGGAGAGUGGUUGUGGGAUGGGUUUGGGGGUUGGAGCUUGA